CCGCCUUCCCGCCAUAGGGGGCUGGGCCACCGUCUCCAGUGGCGCCUAGGCCCCGGGUCGUCUCCGGGGGUGAGUGGCCGCUGUCUCCCCCAAAGCUGGGCUGCGAGAGCUGGACGCCCCCGGUGCCUGCUCUGAAGUCCCCGGAGCGGCCUGAACAGAUUAUUUUAGGAAGAAAGAAAGCUGCAAGUAAAAACAAUGAAGUUCCUUGGCUUCACAUCUACUGGUGUUGUCCAUCUUUUAACCAUAUACACUGGGGCAGCUAUAUACCAGAAUGGUGUCUCUCAAAACACUUUUCAAGAAAUAAAAGAAGAAAUAGCCCAUUAUAAAGAUGUCGCUAAAGCAAUUAUCAACCUUGCUGUUUAUGGUGAAGCCCAGAACAGAUCUUAUGAGAGACUGUCACUUCUUGUUGACACUGUUGGGCCCAGAUUAAGUGGUUCUAAGAACCUAGAAAAAGCCAUUCAAAUCAUGUACCAAAAUCUUCAGGACGAUAGGCUAGAGAAUGUCCACCUGGAACCUGUCAAAAUACCCCACUGGGAAAGGGGAGAAGAAUCAGCUAUGAUGUUGGAACCGAGACUUCACAAGAUGGCUAUUUUGGGUCUAGGCAGCAGCAUUGGAACCCCCCACGAAGGUAUUACAGCAGAAGUUCUGGUGGUGACCUCUUUCGAUGAACUGCGCAGAAGAGCCUCAGAAGCAAGAGGGAAGAUUGUUGUUUAUAAUCAACCAUAUGUCAACUACUCAAAGUCAGUGCAAUACCGAGUCAGUGGAGCAGUGGAAGCUGCCAAAGUGGGGGCUUUGGCUUCCCUCAUUAGGUCUGUGACUUCGUUUUCUAUUUACAGUCCUCACACAGGUAUUCAGAAAUAUCAGGAUGGUGUUCCGAAAAUCCCAACAGCCUGUAUUACCGUGGAAGAUGCAGAAAUGGUGGCGAGAAUGGCUUCUCGUGGGAGCAGAGUUGUCGUCCAGCUGAAGAUGGGGGCAAAGAACUACCCGGAUGUUGACUCCUUCAACACUGUGGCAGAGAUCAUUGGGAGAAAGUAUCCAGAACAGGUUGUACUGGUCAGUGGACAUCUGGACAGCUGGGAUGUUGGCCAGGGUGCCAUGGAUGAUGGUGGUGGAGCCUUUAUAUCAUGGGAAGCUCUCUCACUUAUUAAAGACCUUGGGCUGCGUCCAAAGAGGACGUUGCGUUUGGUGCUCUGGACGGCUGAAGAACAGGGUGGAAUUGGUGCCUUCCAGUAUUAUCAGCAGCACAAGGCCAAUAUUUCCAACUAUAGCCUGGUGAUGGAGUCUGAUUUAGGAACAUUCUUGCCCUCUGGGCUGCAGUUCACCGGCAGUGAAAAGGCCAGGGCCAUCAUGAAGGAGGUCAUGAAACUGCUGCAGCCCAUCAAUGUCACACAGCUCUUCACAGCUGGAGAAGGGACAGACAUUAGCUUCUGGAUCCAAGCUGGAGUGCCUGGAGCCAGUCUACUUGAUGACCUCUAUAAAUACUUCUCUUUCCAUCAUUCCCGUGGUGACACCAUGACAGUCAUGGAUCCAGAGCAGAUGAAUGUUGCCGCUGCUGUGUGGGCUGUUGUCUCUUAUGUCAUUGCAGACAGAGAAGAAAUGCUGCCCAGAAACUAGCAAGAAUAAGAGAGGGGCCACUUUGAUCCUUUCUGGCCAGGAAUGUUACAUUUGCAGCUUCAGGAUGGCCCCUCUUCACCUAAAUACUGCUUCUGGUCCUUUUUCAAGGCACAAUACUAUAUAUAUAUAUUUUUUCCUCUGUUAUCUUUUGUGAUAUUUCACAGAUUCUCUGUUGAUAAUCUAUGAAUGAUUCCCAUCCCCAAGUAAAAUCAGCAUACAGCUGGGAUUACAUUGGGGGCAUUUCUUUAUACCUUCUUAAAUAUAUAUGGUUUCUACUUUGAAAGUAAAUACACAGUAAAUCUCUGAAAGAUUUCUGAUUUUAUUAUUUCAUUUAUGAGCAUGAAAUUAAAUAUACUGACACCACUG
This is a messenger RNA of Erinaceus europaeus (western European hedgehog), 1980 nucleotides long. It is a transcript of the gene CPQ, whose product is annotated as carboxypeptidase Q. Lineage: Eukaryota; Metazoa; Chordata; Mammalia; Eulipotyphla; Erinaceidae. The record is from RefSeq and is a predicted model, not a curated record. Gene Ontology annotation, biological process: peptide catabolic process; proteolysis; thyroid hormone generation. The transcript has 8 exons. Gene Ontology annotation, molecular function: metallodipeptidase activity. The coding region runs from base 196 to 1614 and encodes 472 amino acids.